AUGUCGGAAAGCAACCGACUAUCGGAUGACGACGGCGAGGACGAUGAGCACCCACAUCGGGAAGAAAUCCCUUCCGAGGAGUCUAAAAAUACCCCCAUCCAACCGAUGUACUUAUCGGACACGGAAGAUUCCCCCUCCCCCGCUCCCAAUCCAAUUCAACAACCCUUUAGAUUCGGCAAUUCCCUCUCAACGUCUGAAACUCUUUCCCAAAAAUCAAACCAGGCUAAUCCCUCCUUAGAAAAUGAUUCAAUGUUGCCGAAAUCUGCUCCUCGCCGUCGGGUUUACCAAAAUGAAUCGACGGGACCCUGGGUAGUGUACUUCCGGUCCAAAUCGAAACCUCUAAACACAAUUUCAAUUUCCCGAACCCUCGACCGAUCGUACUCUUCCGUAGUCAGCUACCAGCCGAUGAGUCGGAACAAAAUGCGCGUUGUUGUUGGUAGCUUGAAGGAAGCAAACGCCAUUGCUUGUGACGAGAGGUUUACGAUCGAGUACCGCGUUUACGUUCCCGCUCGUGACGUGGAAAUCGACGGAGUGGUAACCGAAAAGGGCUUGACCGUCGAUGACCUAAUGGAAUCAGGGGUUGGCCGAUUCAAGGAUCCUGCUCUUCCAACGGUCAAGAUUAUGGAAGAGUACUUGCUCAAGAUUCAACCGUUUGAUCUCGACAAUAUUCCGUCGACAGAGUUACGACAAAGAUGGCUCGAAUAUAAAAAACAAUUCACCUAUAUCUCGAGUGCUAUGAGCAAAAAGAAAAGGAAGAAGUUGAAGAAUAUCUUUUUGGUUGUAGCCGGUCGUCAACUCCAAAGAGUUUACGAAAAUCUUCCUCCAAGGGAUAAUGUUGAGAAUGAUGAAGAAACAGAUGAGUUCAAGAUUCUCAUCGAUCAGCUGGACGGUUAUUUCGCACCAAAGCAGCAUGAUAUGCUCGAACGGUAUACUUUUGGUUCCUUAGUUCCAGACGCUGGGGAAACGCUUGAUAAGUUUUUAUUGCGUGCCCAAGCCGAAGCGAACAAAUGUCAAUUCGGUUCGACCACCGCCGAGAGUAGGGAAAUUGCGGUUAUCGAUAAGUUGUUUAAAAUUAAUUCUGUCGACGAAUCUAACGUGGUUGCUCAUCAAGUGCCCGAAGUCAUGGCUGGAAGUGGAUCAGUCGGAGGUGAAGGUGCCCCCUUUAUAUGUGCUAUUGGAGAAAACCAUGAUGAGCUAAUAUGGUGUCGGAUUGGUGGCAUUACUGUUGAGAUGAUGAUAGACUCUGGAUCGAAAUAUAACAUCAUCGAUGAGUUCACUUGGAAAUUCCUUCGAAACCGUAAUGCUGAGAUCUGCGCAUUGGAACCUUCGAGCAAAUGUUUAACGGCGCAUGCUCAAACAGUAUGUUUAAAUGUUGUUGGUUCUUUCGAAGCUAACAUAUCUGUUGUGAGUGACAAGAAAAAGACUUGUUUGAGAACUGCAUUCUACGUGAUCAAAGAUGGGAAGCAAAAUUUACUGGGACGUGAUUCAGCCAAGCAGCUAGGAGUUUUACGAAUUGGUUUGCCGAAUACGUGGGAAUCAAAUUCCAUUAAUAAUAUUCCAGAAGAUGUUCAACAUUUUCCAGUCAUUAAAGGGGUCAAAUUACGGAUUGAAAUUGACAUUAGUGUAACACCCGUCGCCCAGCAUGUGCGACGAGUUCCCAUAGCUCUUCGUCAGAAAGUUGAGGAUCAAAUUCAGAAAUUAUUGCAUUCAGGGAUAAUCGAACGAGUAGAAGAACACAGUCCAUGGGUUUCGCCAAUGGUUGUAGUCAUGAAGGAUAAUGGUGAGGUGCGUUUGUGCAUCGACAUGCGCAGAGCGAAUACGGCCAUUAAAAGGGAAUACCAUAUGAUUCCUACUCUUGACGACCUUUUAUCCAGGUUAAAUGGUUGUUGCUGGUUCUCGCGUCUUGAUGUUAAGGAUGCAUAUCACCAAGUGGAACUUGAUGAAUCAUGCCGUUAUAUUACCACUUUCAUUACGCACCUAGGAAUGUUCCGAUACACGAGGCUAAUGUUUGGGAUCUGCAGUGCAUCUGAGCAUUUCCAGAAGAUCAUUGAGCAGAUUUUAGCUAGUUGCCAGAACUCGUUCAAUUAUCAAGACGACAUUUUUGUCUACGCAAAAUCGUUGGCUGAACAUGAUGCUGCUCUGGAUUCUGUUCUGAAAGCUUUGGAAGAGCGUAGGGUGGUUCUCAAUAUUAAAAAAUGCAAAUUCCGGGUCAAUGAGACGGUUUUUCUUGGUCACCAUAUAUCGGGCCAAGGAAUAAGGCCAUCCAGCGAGAAAGUCGUUGCCGUUGAGAACUUUAGAGCUCCUAGGACGGCGGAAGAAGUCAGAAGCUUUUUAGGGCUAGUUGGAUAUGUUGGUCGGUUUAUCCCAGACUUAGCUACUAGAACAUUUGAUCUUCGACAGCUGUUGGUGAUGGGACAAAAGUUUGAGUGGCUGGAGAAGCACGACACAGCUUUUAGGAAUUUGAAAAAUGCAGUUUGCAGAGCACCUAUUUUAGGAUAUUUCGACAACGUUCGGAGGACCAGAAUUGUGACCGAUGCUUCUCCAGUGGGCUUGGGGGCUGUGUUGCUACAGUUUGAAGGGCAAUCGGAUACCGUUCCAAUAGUCAUCUCUUAUGCUAGUAAGAGCUUAUCGCAGACAGAACGUCGUUAUUGCCAAACAGAGAAAGAGGCGCUAGCGAUUGUUUGGGGAAUUGAAAAGUUUCAAUUGUUUUUACAUGGAAGGGAAUUUGAGCUGGAAACUGAUCAUAGACCGCUCACCGCAAUUUUUAAGCCCACUUCACGUCCUCCUGGUCGAAUAGAACGAUGGGUACUUAGGCUGCAGUCGUUCAGAUUUCGAGUAUUAUAUAAGCCCGGGAAGCAGAAUAUUGCGGAUGCUCUUUCGAGGUUGUCGGUUUCGGCUGACUCAGCUGAUGUGGACGAUUCGGACGAGGUUACUUACGUUAACUCUUUGAUAGAGUCGGUAGCGGUUGACAUCGCUGAAAUAAGGGCUGCAAUACUUUGUGAUGAACAAUCAGUAUAUCUUAAAGAAGCCAUCGAGUCGGAUAACUGGUCGGAUGACAGCGUAAGUUCAAGGAUUAAGGAGUUUGUUCCUUUCAAAGGCGAAAUUUAUGUCGUCGAAGGAGUAAUAGUUCGCGGAUCUCGAUUAGUAAUACCAAAAUCUUUACAACCACGAAUUCUACAACUGGCGCAUGAGGGACAUCCUGGCGAAACAGCAAUGAUACUGCGUCUAAGGGAGCGUGUGUGGUGGCCUGGGAUUGACAAGGAUGCCAGAGCGUUUGUGAAGAGUUGUGAGGGAUGUAGAUUAGUCGGUAGGCCUUCAGCUCCCGAACCGAUGAGACGAAGAAUCAUGCCAGUCGAACCGUGGAUUGAUAUCGCGAUAGAUUUUCUUGGCCCUCUUCCAACCGGAGAAUACCUGUUGGUAGCCGUAGAUUAUUACAGCCGUUAUAAAGAAGUUUGCGUUAUGCGGAGAAUUACUUCCGAAGAGACUAUAAAGGAGUUAGAACCGAUUUUUGUGCGUUUUGGUUACCCUAGAACAAUCACCCUCGAUAAUGGGCGACAAUUCAUAAGCACUGAAUUCGGGAAUUAUUGUAGGUCUAGGAAGAUCGUGUUGAACCAUACAUCUCCAUAUUGGCCUCAAGCAAACGGAGAAGUAGAGAGACAGAAUAGAUCUCUCCUAAAACGUUUGAAAAUUAGUCAGAUUUUGAAACGAGGCUGGAAAAACGAUCUGCUUGAAUACCUUGUUAUGUACAAUUCAACCCCUCAUUCGACUACUGGAAAACCUCCUUCCCAACUUCUACAAAACAGGUCGGUACAUUACAAAAUCCCGUCUCUAAGAGAUAUCGAAACAACCCCGCCGAUUGAUCCGGAAGCUUGCGAUAGAGAUCUGGUGAAUAAAUACCAUGGGAAAGAACGUGAAGAUAACCGACGUCACGCGAAACCUUGUGGGAUAGUUGAGGGUGAUCGCGUAAUAGUUCAAAAUUUAAUAUCGGGAAACAAACUACAGCCCACCUUUGCACCCACCCGCUACGAAGUCAUAAGGAGAAAGGGGAACCAAGUUGAGAUUAAAGACCAGAAUGGGAACACGUUUGUACGGAACACUGCACAUCUUAAAAAGGUGUCGGCAGGUGAUGACGGUUCAGGUAUCCAGGUUGAACCAGUGGUUUCGCAGGGUGACGGUUCAAGUAUCCAAGUUGAACCAGUGGUUUUGCAGGAUCAACAAAUGCCAUCGGAUCAGCAAAGGCCAUCAAGAUCAGCUAAUCCACCCUACUGGCACCAAGACUUCGUUUUUGACUAAUAGUUUUAGUAAUAUGUUAAUUGUUGUUAAAACAAAGGGAGAUGUGGUAGUUUACAAAUUUGAAGAAUGAUCGAAGCAAUCGGGGAAUCUCGAGAGCGGAGAGUU
Uranotaenia lowii is the source of this 4398-nucleotide messenger RNA. RefSeq lists its product as uncharacterized. Lineage: Eukaryota; Metazoa; Arthropoda; Insecta; Diptera; Culicidae. Gene Ontology annotation, biological process: DNA integration. Gene Ontology annotation, molecular function: nucleic acid binding. The record is from RefSeq and is a predicted model, not a curated record. Bases 1 to 4293 code for a protein of 1430 amino acids. The transcript is spliced from 5 exons.